CUCUUUAUAGAAAAUAUAUAAUAUAUUUCUAAUCUUGAAAUCGAAAUAUUGUAAUGUUUACUCGGAAAGAUCUAUUAUUAAAGCGUACUCCGAAAGACGGUGUUGACCGCAAAAUAUAUUUAGCAUUGCUACGUGACGAAUUCUAUGAAAGUAAAUCUCUGAGUGCCAAAGAACAAGUAUUGGCAAAUCUAGCAAAUUUUGCAUAUGAUCCAGUUAAUUAUGAAUACAUUCGAGAAGUUUGUAUAAUCGACGUAUUUCUUGAAAACCUUCAAGGAAAUAAUAGUACUUUAUCAAGAUAUUCUCUUGCCGGAAUUUGCAACUUAUGCUUAGAUCCUGAUAAUCGUGACUACAUAGUUUAUAAUGAUGGUAUAGCAAAAAUCGUCAAGUACUUGGUCAAUUCCAAUGUUGAGAUGGUUGCUGAUGCCAUAACCACCUUGCAGUUUCUAAUAACACCAGAAACCAGAGACAAAAUUUGUAAUACUGAAAUCAUUAAUAAAAUUCUUAAGAUUCAAAGAAGUGACGACGCUCGUUUAAGAAAUCUGGCAACCAUAUUUUUAGAAGAUCAUUGCCAACGAGAGCAAGUUGAAAUUUGUAAAACUGUGUAUGAACAUUUUUUAAUACAAGUAGAUAAAAUAUAAAGUAGUGUUUAAGAAUGCA
Messenger RNA from Ctenocephalides felis (cat flea), 657 nucleotides. RefSeq names its product armadillo repeat-containing protein 7-like. The record is from RefSeq and is a predicted model, not a curated record. Lineage: Eukaryota; Metazoa; Arthropoda; Insecta; Siphonaptera; Pulicidae. The transcript is spliced from 3 exons. The coding region runs from base 54 to 638 and encodes 194 amino acids.